Messenger RNA from Petromyzon marinus (sea lamprey), 4369 nucleotides. Its product is annotated as cyclin-Y-like protein 1. Gene Ontology annotation, biological process: regulation of cyclin-dependent protein serine/threonine kinase activity. The record is from RefSeq and is a predicted model, not a curated record. NCBI's taxonomy places the organism in Eukaryota, Metazoa, Chordata, Hyperoartia, Petromyzontiformes, Petromyzontidae. Gene Ontology annotation, molecular function: protein kinase binding.
GAGCCGAGGGCGAGGAGGAGGCAGCAGCAGCGGCGGCGGCGGCGCAUGGCGGCGGUGGUGCGGGGUUUAGGCGGGCGGGCGGCAGCGUGAGCGAGAAGGAGCGAACAGCAGCGGCCGGCGGCGGCCAUGGGGAACCGAGCGUCGUGCUGCGUGGCGGCGCCCGGCAGCCCGGGCCCGUCCCGCAACCACGCCGAGCCGUACCGCGCGGCGCACGCUGACGACGAGCGCGACGGAGGCGCCGCCGUCCACCUCCAGCACAUCAGCGACAGGGAGGCGGCGCUCGACGAGGUGGGUGGGGAGUGUAACCCCUCGGACCACCCGCGUGCCAGCACCAUCUUCCUCAGCAAGUCCCACCCAGACGUUCGCGACAAGAGGAAGAGCGUCCACAUGAACCACGUCUCUCCGACGCAGCCUCUGAAGAAGUCAAGCUCCUGCUCCACGAUUUUUCUGGACGACAGCACCGUGAGCCAGCCCAACCUCAAGUACACCAUCAAGUGCGUGGCGUUGGCCGUUUACUACCACAUCAAGAAAAGGGACCCUGAUGUGCGGCUCAUGGAGAUCUUCGAUGAAAAACUUCAUCCUCUCUCUAAGAGCGAGACGCCGGCUGAUUACGAGAAGCAUGAGCCGGACCACAAGCAGAUCUACCGCUUCGUGCGCACGCUGUUCAACGCCGCGCAGCUCACCGCCGAGUGCGCCAUCGUUACCCUCGUGUAUCUGGAGCGGCUGCUGACGUACGCGGAGGUGUCCGUGUGUCCGGGCGGGUGGAAGCGCAUGCUGCUGGGAGCCAUCCUGCUGGCGUCGAAGGUGUGGGACGACCAGGCCGUGUGGAACGUCGACUACUGCCAGAUCCUGCGCGACAUCACGGUGGACGACAUGAACGAGCUGGAGAGACAGUUCCUGGAGAUGCUGCAGUUCAACAUCAACGUGCCGUCCAGUGUCUACGCCAAGUACUACUUCGACCUGCGGUCGCUCGCCAAUGACAACAACCUCAACUUCCCCCUGGAGCCGCUCAGCAAGGAGCGCGCACAGAAGCUUGAGGCCAUCUCUCGGCUCUGCGAGGACAAGUACAAGGACCUGAACAAGACGACGAUGCGACGCUCAAUCAGCGCGGACAACCUGGUGGGCCUGCGGAGAACCAACGCAGUGCUGUCUUAACCCCAUCAACACCAUCACAGCCAUCACCUCCACCACAGUGCUGUCCUAUCCCCAUCAACACCAUCACGGCCAUCGCUAACUCCAUCAUCAGCACCUCCACUCCCCUGCUGUUCUAACCCCACCAUCACACCCAUCAUCGUCAUUAUCACCGCCAUCAAAACUGUGCUUUCCUUGCCCCAUCACUCACAUCAUCAUCUCCAUCACUUCCACUCCAUUGUUAUCCGUAAGACCACUAUAAUCACAAUCACUAUUGUCAUCAACACUUACCACCGCCACUACUCCCUGCUUCUCUACAUGUGGCACAUCUCAGGCAGAUGGACGGGGUUGGGAGGAUGAGGAGGUUUCUGCGGUCAUGGGUCAGACUUAAUAGUGGAUAAAACUAGGUGUGAUGGGUAAUGUACAUGAAUGUCAGCUGACUGGAAUUUAGGGCAAGAGGUAUUAAGUAUGGUCAGGAAGGACUGGGGGAUUAGUGACUUCAUUUUUCGUGAUAGCCUAGAAUAUAGAAAUGGAUCGUGAUGGACUAGGGUAGAGGGAUGCAGGCUGGGUUUCAUGUGAUGGUAUGAUGCGAUGGUAUCACCGUGGAGAGACUGGGUCCAUCCCAGCUACGCAGCCCACCCAGAGCACUCGUUGCGUGGAGCGACUCUUCGUGAAGGUGCCGCCUCCUCUUGCUCGGGAGACGAUAACUCUGAAAACGUUGCUCCUUCGUGGGCUGAGAUUCGUGGACUUUGGAUGAACCUGACCCCAGAGGGAGAACCCCACCUUGGGAGGAACCGGGGGGGGGGCCUGUACCGCUCGGGGACCUCCGGGGAGUGCGGCGAUGGAUUCCACUUGCCGUGCACCACACGCGGCUCUGAAGUUUAAUUCUUCCGUGGGAGGAGGGGGGGGGGGCGUGGAGGUGCGAGGAAUUCAAGUGGUUGUGGUCGUGAAGAUUGAGCUCCGGGCUCUUGAAACGCGAGCGGAGCGUGGCACAAGCGGCAGUUACCGAUGGACGUAGCCAAGCGGCACCAACCCCGAACCCUGGCCACGACCGUGGCUCCGCGUGCACAGCCCCAGCGUCGCGCUGCCAUGCGGGGGGGGGGUCAAGCUGGGCCACCCUGGAGCAAGCCGUUCGGCCGCGCAACAUCUCCCCGCCACCUCCGAGACAUUUCAGCCCGUUGGCCUCCCAUUGGCCGGGCGCCUCCAUUUAUUUUCUUAUCGAUGUUAUUUUUGUUUUGUUAUGGAAGUGAUUUAAGUUACAUUUGUAGGUUGAUUUUAAUUUUUUUUAAAUGCAGUAUUAGUAAUUUCAGGUCCAAUGUUUAGCAACGAGACCUGCGUGGAUCCUGAAGGGGGGCAGUGGGAGCUGAUGAAUUGCACAUCGGGGGCUGGAGGGGAUCGGGGGGGGUGGGGGGGCGGAAAUGUCGCUGCCCACCCCCCGCCCCCCACCCCACGGCCCCGACGCCACUUGAACUCCACGCGCCCGUCGUGGAUCCGCCCCCGCGGCCCCUGCCCCCUGCGAGUGCCGCUCCCUGUUCCGCCGCAGCAGCCGCUUGCUUAGAAUCUGCGGUCUCCCCUGCGAAGCAGGGCGGGGGCCCAGCGAGCUUCGCCUCCACUUUCUCGUGGGGUGCGUAGAGUCCACUGUUGAUUUAGGGCCAUAACGUUUUACAAGUUACUUUACGCACAGUUUUUUUUCCUCCAAAUUUACGAUUCGGGCGAUGAUAGCACACAAGUAUCCUCUUACAAUGACAUCACAGGGUCUUUUUGAGUCCAAUUUUACAGCAGACGACGAUGCACUUUGGUAAUUCCCGUGUAAGUUGCCGGGCAGCUGUAUUGAGAAUUGAACUGUGACCCACGUGCCGACUGGCCAGCUGUCCGCUCGCAUUUGCCCGACGCAGCGAGUGUUGCCAGCCGAAUAAAUGAUCUGUCAGCCGAGGAGAAAGCCCGUCAGCCAGAACGCGCAUGUGAGUUUACAUGCGCAUGCCAAGACAGCGAGGGUCCGGGUGUUCAGGGCGCACUGCAUCAUGGAUAUUACCCACAAUGCCACCCUCCAUCACAGAGCAAGCACACAGCAGCCUGGCCGUAGCACCGGCUUCCAUGAGCACUUGUGUGGCCUCGUUCAGCCGAGCGGUGCUAAUUGGACAUGACGGACAACAACUGUCUGUCGAAUUAACCCCGAAUGGUGUUCAUCGGUGCAUCGUAGCUCAAAUGUUGUACGGUAGGAAUGGUGCCUGUGGGCGUGAGUGCAAGCGCGGCCGAUAGUUCAACCUGCAGACGCGGUUGUGGUAAGGCAGCAGCGAGGGUCCGCAGUGAGAGAUGGAAUCCGUGUUGAGCACCAGGCCGCUGCUGUGCCCUCUCUGAUGAGGCCCGCGGGACAGCUGUGCGCUGCUCACACGGUGCUGUGCAGCCGGGAACGUCCUUCGCCUCGGCGGCGGCGGCGAAACGUCGACGUGUCCCGUGAACAAAGUGUGGCGAGGGUUGUCGGUUUCAUUGUUUUAAGUUUGCGUGCGUGAGUCGUGCCGAGUCGUCCGAAAGUGAAACAAUUGAGCGUGGUGGGGUGAGGCAAUGCGAGCCUUGGUGGGGGGGGGGGGGCAUCACCCUUCGCACGGCACAACACCUCAACUACUGUACCCAGGGUGGUGAUGAAGAUGAGGGUGACUACGAUGAGGGUGACUACGAUGAGGGUGAUGAUGAUGAGGGUGAUGAUGAUGAGGGUGAUGAUGAGGGUGAGUGACACUACUGCGCAGACCCCGAGUGUGGUGGCGAGGGAGCGUGUUUUGUAACGUGAACUGUGCUAAUGAAUUUCAAGCCCAAAUAAUUGAGCUGUAACUGGCUAAAUUGGCGCAAAACAUAUAUAUGCGGUAUAUAUAAGAAAAGGUAUAUACAAAUAUAUAUUUUUUAUAACGAUGUGUUUUUAAAUGGCGGGGAAAGUCUGAAGUGACGUGCGCUUUUGAAAAUCAGAAGUGCCGGUGGGUUGUAAUUUAUCGCGUGCUUCAUCAAAACUUGAUCGGGCUGAGUGGAUUUGCAGACGUGGUAAUAUCAGCUGAAUGUACAAGUCAGUUUCCAGUUUUGAAAGAAAAAAAUCGCAUAAAUAAAACAUUUGUUGGCCAAGGAAUCGGAGAUCCCAGAAAUAUUUUCUACCAACGAGGCAAGCGGUUUCUAGUGCUUUCUACCUCCAAGUUGUCGUCUUAAUGUAAAUAACUUUUUACUGGGAGGGAACAAAUAAACGCCAACUUUCAAA